AUGUCUUCGUUGAUUGUUUCCGCUUUUUUCCUGCAACUGUUGUGCGGUGCGGUUUUUGGUGGUAGUUGCAGGGAAGCGAAAUUAUGUUGUACCGGUCGCGAUUCGUCUUGUGUGGUGCAAAAGGCCCCGAUGAAUGCAAUUAUUGAGGAUUUGAGCGAUAAGCCUUGCUACUGUGACCAUGCUUGCUUAAAACUGGGAGAUUGCUGUACGGAUUUCAAAGAAGCUUGUGGAGCCCUACGAGAAAACAUUCUACUCUACUUUGAAAAUAGCAGCAUCAAAGAAUAUAUUUAG
Molecule: messenger RNA, 291 nt
Organism: Ceutorhynchus assimilis (cabbage seed weevil)
Lineage: Eukaryota; Metazoa; Arthropoda; Insecta; Coleoptera; Curculionidae
Source: the annotation of a GenBank genome assembly